AUGAGAAAUCAUGCUAAACCCAAUUUUUUUAAUAAAGGGGAGGUAGCGCGAUAUUAAAGAUAAUGUUCAUGAUAUGACUGAAGCAAAAAUAGUCAAGGAGGGUAAUGCACCACAUUCUUAUCAGGUUCAACUACAUACAGGCAAUGUUGUGACGAGAAAUAGAUCUAACAUUUAUAAAGCGUCGCCCAGACAGAAGUUUGAGGUGGUUGGAUCUGGUUCAGAUUCGCAAAGGACAGAUGAGAAAGAGCAGAACUUGAUUGAACUUACAGCCAAUAAUACUGGUCAAUCUAUAAAAUUGAAAGAAACUAUAAAUCAGAAUCUUGACCGCUCAAGUUUAGGUUUUGACCACCAAACUGGAGUUCUUCCAAAGGUUGGUAUUUCUAGGUCUGGUAGAAUUAUUAAGAAACCAGAGUUUUAUAGAGUUUAUGUUUCUUAA
This is a messenger RNA of Ceutorhynchus assimilis (cabbage seed weevil), 436 nucleotides long. The record is from the annotation of a GenBank genome assembly. Lineage: Eukaryota; Metazoa; Arthropoda; Insecta; Coleoptera; Curculionidae.